Messenger RNA from Paramuricea clavata, 534 nucleotides. The record is from the annotation of a GenBank genome assembly. NCBI's taxonomy places the organism in Eukaryota, Metazoa, Cnidaria, Anthozoa, Malacalcyonacea, Plexauridae.
AUGGACGUGGACAAAAUUGUUUUCUACACUGACUCAAGGAUAGUCCUUGGUUAUAUCCAAAACGAAAGACGUCGGUUUUUCGUUUACGUAGCGAACAGAAUCCAGACAAUUCGACAUAUUUCAGAUCCUACUCAGUGGAAAUACGUGGACUCCACAGAAAAUCCAGUGGAUAUAGCAACGCGAGGCAAACCUGCGAAAGACCUAAUGCAUUCAUUUUGGUUUACCGGUCCUGAAUUCCUAAAGAAUCCUGAUUCUACCGAUUCCUCUUCUGAGAUAAUCGAUGUCGAAGUUUUUGAGAUAGAUGAAAAUGAUCCUGAAGUUCACACCCAAAUCACCACUUAUGUUACCGAACAUUCUAAGGCUCAAGGGUUAGGAUCAAGCCGAUUUGAAAGAUUUUCCGAAUGGUCCUCACUACGUAGAGCAAUAUCCAAUUUGACCAUCAGAAUAAAGUUACGGAAGACUGACGAUCAUCAUCUACUUACUUUAAAAGAAGUCCCGCUAUUUUACCGAAGGGGAGUCAUCUGGCCAAGCUAG